UAUUAUUUUUUUUGUACUCUCACACCUGGUUGAAUUGGAGUAAUUGAGUUAUAAAAAAAAGUAUAAUUUUUUCAUUUAAUUUAUCAACUAAAUGUAAAUAAUAAAUUAUUAAAAUGAGUAGUCGAUCAAGUAAUCCAGGAAAAUCAAUAAUUAGUAAAAGUGAUUCACAAAAUAUUGAAAAAAGAUUGAAAAUAAAUUCAUCAACUCCCGCCAAUAACAAACAGAUAAAAGAAUCACCUGUUGCUCGUUUUAAAACUGGUGGUACAACAAUUGAGGUUACAGUUAAAACACAAGAUCAUAUUGAAUCACCAAAAAUGUUAAAUAGUAAAAAAAUUAACGAUAAAAAAGAUUCAAUAAAUUUACACAAUAAUAACACAAAUUGGAAUCAAAUAUUUUCAGAACAAACAAGAAAUACAUUAAGAGGUAUACAUCAAAAUCCACAAACAUCAAGAAGUCAAUCAUCAAAAACAUCAAGAUUAUGUACAUCAACACAAGCAACAGAUGCAAAAAAACAAUUUGACAAAAGUACAUCACAUAAAUCUUAUCAUCCUCGAAUUGAUAAACUUAUUGAUACAAUACCACAAAAGCUACCAGCAUCAUCAUCAUCAUCAGCAUCAUCAAAUUAUUCAGCAAUAAAAGUAAUUGAUAGCUCACAGCCAAUAACUGUAUUUGACAAAGGUAUACAAUGUGGUGGUAUAUUUGAUUAUUCAUCUGGUAAUUUAAGUAUUUUCAAUCCAGUAAGAACACUUGGUUUUUUAAUGAAAGAAUUAGAACUUUAUGUACAUGAUGAUAAAGCAAAUAAAAUUUUAACUGAAAUGGAACAAGCUCUUCUAAGAAUACCAACUGAACCAGGUAAAAUAACACCAGAGGAUCUAGAAGCAAUAACAAUGAGAAAUAAUUUAGAAAUAAUAACAACAAAGCUAGCUGAAAAAAGUAAACAAAUGGAAAAAAUGUAUGAAGCACUUGUUAAAGAUAAAGAAAGACUUGUUCAACAAACACGUGAACAAUCAUAUCUUCUUGAUCAAGCAAAUAGACGUGAAAAUGAACUUGAAUAUUUAAUUAAAAAACUUAAAUGUGAUUUAAAUGAUGCAAAUAAUAUUAUUAAAAAUGAACAAAAUAAUAAAAAAAAAAUUAAUGAUCUUCAAGAUGUUAUUAAAAAAAUGGAAUUAAUACAAAAUCAAUUAAAAAAUGAUUUACAUGAACAAAAUGAAAAUUCACAACAAGCAUAUUUUGAUGUACAAUAUCUUAAAUUAGAAAAAGAAAAACUUUCAGCAAUGUCAUCAUUUAAAGAUUCACAACUUAUUGAUCAUCGUAAAGCCAUCAAAAGUUUACAAAAUCUUAUUCACAAUCAGCUGUUAACAUUAUCAAAAGAAAGUUCACUUGAUGAUAAAUUUGACAGUAAUCAUGAUGCUUCAACAGUAAUACGUGGUCAAGGUUUAGCAUCAUCAUCACAUGUAUCACCAGAAAAUUCAGUACCACCAGUAACAUGGCGUGAAGGUUCACAGCUAUCAAUUUCAAGUGUUAAUUCAAAAUUGGAUAAUAAAAAUGACGAUGAUCAUGCAGAUAUAAAUGAACUGACAUUAAAACCAGUACCAUUAAAAGACGAAUCAGUACAAACACUUGAAAAUUUAUUAAAUGAAUCUGGUGGUGAACGGUUUAAAGAAAAAACUCAUUUAGAAUUUACAAGUUUUGCUGGUGAAGAAAUAUCACAUUCAACUUCAGCUUUUAUACGUAAUCAUGAUGAUACAGUUUAUAAAAAUUUAGAUGACAUUGAUAAAAGUAAUAAACGAAACAGUAUUAAUUAUAAUAUUGAUAAAAUUUUGUCAAAUAUACAAACGACACUUGAUGAAAAAAAAAUGAAACAUAAAAAAAAAUCACCAAAAAAACCAACGACAAAUUAUCGACGUUUAGAUAAUGAAAAAAUAUUUAUUGAUAAUUAUGAUGAUGAAAAACCACGUAAAGACGUACAAACAAUAUUUGAAAAUGCAAGAAUUAAUAAUAAAUUUAAUGUUAGAGUUCCAAGUCCAUUACGACAAUAUCCAGAUCCAAAUUGGACUGAUAGCUCUUUGCCAACAAUGAGUAUAGCUGAAUCAAAUAUUGUUUAAAAAAAAAAUAAAUUUAAUUAACAAUUAUCAAUAAAUUAAUAGUA
Messenger RNA from Aphidius gifuensis, 2149 nucleotides. RefSeq lists its product as uncharacterized. The transcript is spliced from 3 exons. The record is from RefSeq and is a predicted model, not a curated record. NCBI's taxonomy places the organism in Eukaryota, Metazoa, Arthropoda, Insecta, Hymenoptera, Braconidae. The coding region runs from base 114 to 2105 and encodes 663 amino acids.